Molecule: messenger RNA, 482 nt
Organism: Trichosurus vulpecula (common brushtail)
Lineage: Eukaryota; Metazoa; Chordata; Mammalia; Diprotodontia; Phalangeridae
Product: ubiquitin-conjugating enzyme E2 variant 1-like
Exons: 1
Coding region: 14-457 (147 amino acids)
Biological process (GO): DNA damage tolerance; protein K63-linked ubiquitination
Cellular component (GO): nucleus
Source: RefSeq, a predicted model, not a curated record
GCAGCGACGCAAGAUGGCGGCGACCACGGGCUCGGGAGUGAAAGUCCCUCGAAAUUUCCAACUGUUGGAAGAACUUGAAGAAGGUCAGAAAGGAGUGGGAGAUGGGACAGUUAGCUGGGGUCUUGAAGAUGAUGAAGAUAUGAUGCUUACAAGAUGGACAGGAAUGAUUAUUGGUCCUCCAAGAACAAUUUAUGAAAACCGAAUAUACAGCCUUAAAAUAGAGUGUGGACCUAAAUAUCCAGAAGCCCCCCCAUUUGUAAGAUUUGUAACAAAAAUUAAUAUGAAUGGAGUAAAUAGUUCUAAUGGAGUGGUGGAUCCAAGAGUCAUAUCCAUGCUAGCAAAAUGGCAGAAUUCAUAUAGCAUCAAAGUGAUUCUGCAAGAGCUUCGACGUCUAUUGAUGUCUAAAGAAAAUAUGAAGCUUCCUCAGCCGCCUGAAGGACAAUGUUACAGCAAUUAAUCAAAAAAAAAAUCUUCCCCCUUUA